Messenger RNA from Anoplopoma fimbria (sablefish), 2560 nucleotides. RefSeq names its product casein kinase 1, delta a (gene csnk1da). The coding region runs from base 451 to 1665 and encodes 404 amino acids. The transcript has 9 exons. Gene Ontology annotation, molecular function: ATP binding; protein serine/threonine kinase activity. Gene Ontology annotation, biological process: endocytosis; peptidyl-serine phosphorylation; signal transduction. Gene Ontology annotation, cellular component: nucleus; cytoplasm. NCBI's taxonomy places the organism in Eukaryota, Metazoa, Chordata, Actinopteri, Perciformes, Anoplopomatidae. The record is from RefSeq and is a predicted model, not a curated record.
UGGUGACCUCCCUCAUCCCCGAGCAGGGAAGUGACGUCAGACGCCUCCAGCAGAUUAGUUAAUGACAGAGACGGUAAAGACGGACUGGGACACAGCGGGACCUCCGCCAAAAUCCAUCUUCAUCCUCGGACAAUUAACGCGUAUCCGUAUCAAAACUAGCGGGAGCAUAAAGUACAAACUCAGACCUUUUGAACGAGCUGCGUAUUAACCCAAUAUGAGGUUUGCGUCGUUUUAAAACAGGCGGCGAAAGAUUGUGAGAGCCGACUUCAUCCGGGAGACAGCCAACAACAAGAAGACACCACCAUCUCUACCAAGAGGCUUUUAAUGUGUGGGAUAUCCCCCCUGCUCUGCUGAUAAACGGGCUUGGGCUUAAAACCUGAACAUUUUUUUAUUUUGGAUAUUUUCGGAAGCUAGCGAGUGCGCUUGCUAGCCGAGCACAGGUCGCUGAUCAUGGAGUUGAGAGUGGGGAACCGAUAUAGACUGGGCAGGAAGAUUGGAAGUGGAUCAUUUGGGGACAUCUACCUGGGUACCGACAUCUCGGUCGGAGAGGAGGUCGCCAUCAAGUUGGAAUGCGUGAAGACCAAACACCCACAGCUCCACAUAGAGAGCAAGAUAUACAAGAUGAUGCAGGGUGGAGUGGGCAUUCCGACGAUAAAGUGGUGCGGGGCCGAGGGCGAUUACAACGUGAUGGUGAUGGAGCUGCUGGGGCCCAGCCUGGAGGACCUGUUCAACUUCUGCUCCCGGAAGUUCAGCCUCAAGACCGUCCUGCUGCUGGCCGACCAGAUGAUCAGCCGCAUCGAAUACAUCCACUCCAAGAACUUCAUCCACCGAGACGUGAAGCCGGACAACUUCCUGAUGGGUCUCGGCAAGAAAGGCAACCUGGUCUACAUCAUCGACUUUGGCCUGGCCAAGAAGUAUCGUGACGCUCGCACACACCAGCACAUCCCCUACCGCGAGAACAAGAACCUGACGGGCACGGCGCGCUACGCCUCCAUCAACACGCAUCUGGGCAUUGAGCAGUCCAGGCGAGACGACUUGGAGUCGUUGGGUUACGUCCUCAUGUACUUCAACCUGGGCUCUCUUCCCUGGCAAGGCCUCAAAGCCGCCACCAAGAGGCAGAAGUACGAGCGCAUCAGCGAGAAGAAAAUGUCCACGCCUAUCGAGGUCCUCUGCAAAGGCUACCCAUCGGAGUUUGCCACCUACCUGAACUUCUGCCGCUCCCUGCGCUUCGAUGACAAGCCUGACUACUCGUACCUCCGCCAGCUCUUCAGGAACCUUUUCCACAGACAGGGCUUCUCCUACGACUACGUCUUUGACUGGAACAUGCUCAAGUUUGGCGCCAAUAGGGCCGUGGAGGACGCAGAGAGGGAGCGUCGGGAGCGGGAGGAGAGGCUGAGGCACAGCAGGAACCCCGGGGCCAGGGGCCUGGCCUCGGCCUCAGGAAGAGCCAGAGCAGCUCAGGACGUCGCUGCCCCCUCACCUCUAAACCCCGCCUCACACACAGGUUUGGAGAAGGAGAGAAAGGUGAGCAUGCGUCUUCAUCGCGGGGCACCCGUCAACAUCUCCUCUUCUGAUCUCACGGGACGCCAGGAAACAUCGCGCAUGUCCUCACAGGCCCUGUCCCGGGUCACGCCCAGCGGCCUCCAGUCUGCGGCGCCGCGGUGAAACCCUCCCCAAUCCACCUGUGCACCACGGAGGCCUCAACACGCACCGCCUUCAACAGACACACACACACACACACACACACACACACACACACACACACACACACACACAGGACUCUUACAUGUCACAGAUGACUACCAACGAAUGCAACAGAGUCUGGCUGCCCUCCUGUACGCCUGAGGCGCACAACAAAGGAGUGUGUGUGUGUGUGUGUGUGUGUGAGAAUGGAGUACAGUUCGGUAGCAGCCAUGGCCUCCCUCCUCCUUACUGUCAAUGAAGCCAUGGAGUCACUUUCCUCCGGCAUCUUUUUAAGACUUUGGUUUUACUUAUCUUUUCUUCUUUAGCAAUGAAUACGUCUCUUACAUCGGCUCCACUGAUCAGACUUCACAAGGGAGUUUGAAAAUGGAGAAGGCCGAGCGUGUUGGCUGUCGAAAAAUAGUGUGUGGGGACAUUUUUGAUCACGAAGACAUUUGAUCCGUCAAGGCAGCGUUAAAAGACAAAGUUGUUUUUUUAAACCUUUUGCUUUAGGUGUUUGAGGUUGAAAUGUAAAGGUAGGACAACCCCCUUGUUUUUAAAAUGGGACAAAUGGUUUUUUUUAAUGUUCUAUUUCCAAUGGGGAUUCGAUAGUACGACUGUUUUUUUUUGUUUGUUUUUUUUCCUCCUCCUCCUCAGGUGCGUUUGAACAUGGACGUUGUAGUAAAUCCAGAAACACGCAGCACAUUUCUCUGUCCGUCUUCAGGUGGUGACUGCAGCUGCGCGGCUUGGGAAAGCUGUGAAUGGAAAACGGUCCGUCUGCAUUGAGCGGGCGAGACGUUGUUUUUAACCCGGUGCAUAGUGACGUGGUUGUUGUGUGUAUGUGUGUGUUGGUCUGUGCGGAUCUGUCUCGGGGGGUUAU